CGAACGCGAGUGUCUUUUGCUGAAAAGCAUUUUUCACCAUGCUAAAGCUGUCGCUAAAACGUUUUGCCUCGGUUCUGUGCUUUCAAAUGCUUUUUCUCAUGGUGGACUUGGGAAUCAACAGCUUCUCGUAUCUCGCCCGUGGUCAUCAUUCGGCUGUGAUUUUUCUGUUCAUUGCCCAGGAUGUGUGCUUGAUGCUAUCGUUCACGGCCUUUGUCUUCAGCCUGUACUCGACCUACGUAUAUCAGGCGGGAAUGGCCAAUCUGCUGUAUGAAAAAUUCCGUACACCGCUGCUGAUAAGCAUGAUCUACUUUUUCCUCAGCAUCGCUCUUCACCUCUGGCAGGUAGUUGGACAUUCUAGUGAACCAUAUCAAUUCCAGUGGCCAAAAGCACUGACCGCACUGUUCAUCAUACAUCGACUGUUUUCGCCCAUCUAUUAUUACCUCUACAAGAAAUCCGCUCUGAAGAUGAGUGAUCCACGAUUCUACGAAAAUCUGGACUGGAUUGCUUCACUGCUGUCGAUUAAAUAAAUCUGCAACGCAAAUGAGAAUGGUUGAAAGCGCACUAAAUGUUCCAUAUUUAAGACAGUUACACUAUGUAUGCAUAACGCUAGUCAGAUUGUAUUA
Messenger RNA from Anopheles maculipalpis, 623 nucleotides. RefSeq names its product transmembrane protein 138. The record is from RefSeq and is a predicted model, not a curated record. Bases 39 to 527 code for a protein of 162 amino acids. Gene Ontology annotation, cellular component: cilium. NCBI's taxonomy places the organism in Eukaryota, Metazoa, Arthropoda, Insecta, Diptera, Culicidae. The transcript is spliced from 3 exons.